AUGACCACUAACCUCUACGCCCUGAAUCGCGACGGAGGCGAACCUGGCGGCCACAUCCUGCCCAACCUGCUCCGCUUCGCCGAGGUGCUGCGGCGGGUGGGUCUGGACGCUGGCCCAGCGAGCGUGAUGGACAUGGUGCGCGCCACGGAGCAUGUCCACAUCGGCCGGCGCGCCGAGUUUUACCAGGCCGCCCGCAGCAUAUUCGUCCACCGCAAGCAGGACCUGCCCGUCUUCGACGAGGCCUUCAACGUAUUCUGGCGAAAGCCCAACACCGCCCGCAGCGGCAUGGAUUUGCGCUCCAUGGGGGAGCAGCGGCGCUUUCGCAAGCCCCAGGUGUCGGCGGGGCACGACGAGCCAAUGGACGACGCGCUGGCCCUAGACGGGGAUCCCGACGACGAUUCGGUGUCCAACAUUGACCUCACCCGAACCUACAGCGCCCGCGAGGUCCUGCGCGAGAAGGACUUCGCCCAAUUCGCCGGCCACGAAGUCGCCGAGGCUCGCCGGAUGAUGGCCUCGCUGCGCUGGGACCUUGGCAACCGGCGCACCCGGCGAAUGGUUCCCGGCGAUGGCUCCGGUCUCGAUAUGCGUCGCACCCUGCGCCGCAGCCUGCAACACGGCGGCGAGAUGCUGGAACUGGCCCACCGCGGCCCAAAGAGCCGUCCCCGCUCCCUGGCCCUGAUCUGCGACGUCAGCGGCUCCAUGGAGCGCUACACCAGGAUGCUGCUGCACUUCAUCCACACCAUCGCCGUCGGCCAGCCCAUAGAGGCCUUCCUGUUCGCCACGCGACUCACCCGCAUCACCCGGCAACUGCGCUACCGCAGCAUCGACCAGGCCAUCACCGAGGUCUCCCGCGCCGUCCCUGACUGGGCCGGUGGCACCCGAAUCGGGGAGGCGGUCAAGACGUUCAACUACCAGUGGCUUCGCCGCACGCUGCGCGGCCAGUCCAUCGUGAUGAUCAUCUCCGACGGCUGGGACCGGGGGGAGCCAGAACUGCUGGCCCGCGAGACCUCCCGCCUGCAACGUAGCUGUCACCGGCUGAUCUGGCUGAACCCUCUGCUUGGGUCCCCCAGCUACCAGCCGCUGACACAGGGAAUGCAGGCCGCGCUGCCUUACGUCGACGAUUUCCUGCCCGUACACAACAUGAACAGCCUGCAGGCCCUCGCCGACCGGCUGAGCGACAUCGGCCCGGAACGCGGCGCCGUCCGCGCCUACCGUCCGACGCCCGAGGAGCCGGAAGUGGAACCAUUGCCCGAGCCGGAAGAGCGCCCCAUAGAUCGUAUACUCCCGCGCCCCACGUUCCGCCACCAGAUGUGGGGCAAAGAGCGGUAG
This is a messenger RNA of Geodia barretti, 1329 nucleotides long. Lineage: Eukaryota; Metazoa; Porifera; Demospongiae; Tetractinellida; Geodiidae. The record is from the annotation of a GenBank genome assembly.